AUGGUUGGUGUCGGUGUCCUCAGUCUUCCUUACUCCCUAUCUCAACUCGGAUGGUAUCACUUUUCCUUCAAUCCAAGUCUUCUCUGUCUUUCAAACUUGACAAGUUUAAGUUUGAAGAGGAACACAAACAUCACUACAAAAGGAUUGAGUGUGCUUUCUGGGUUGGUCAAUUUGUCAAAGUUGGACCUCAUAAGAUGUUCUGGAAUCCAUGGUGGCCUUGUCCAUUUAAGAGAUCUUGUUGCUCUACUUUUUCUGAAUGUAAGCAGAUUUAAUAUCACUGAUGAUGGGUGUGACAAGUUUUCAAAAUUGAAGUCUCUAAAAGCGUUGAACUUGGGAUUCAAUGAUAUGUCAGAUGCUAUCUUGUCACACCUAAAAGGUUCGAUAAAUUUGGAGAGCUUGAAUCCGGAUUCAUGUAGAAUUGGGUAUAAAGGACUUGUUCACUUAGCAGGCCUUGUUCAUUUGAAAUGUUUAGAGUUGUCUGAUACAGAAGUUGGAAACAAUGGUCUUCGCCAUCUCUUUGGUUUGGUGAAUUUGGAAAGUUUGAAUCUUUCAUUCACACUUAUUACAGAUGGAGGUUUGCAACACUUGGCAGUGAAACGGAUAUUUGCAUUAAUUUCACAACCCCUUGAGGACUUUAAAGAUCUUUAUUAUCCGUCAUUGCUGAAUGGGUUUCAUGUAUGGUACAAAGCUUUUUCUCCAAUCAUAUUUAUCUUAUUAGAGGGGCUUUGUUUCUACUAUAUGCCAAUAUGCUUUCCUGAGACUCUAGUUCUUUUGGGUUCAAUUGCAGUCAAACCACAAGCUUCCGGGGCCAAUUCAGUUGCUAAGACCUUUUCUGAAUUCAAACACCUUCUUCUUGUAAAUAAGUUUAAUAGCAAAGUUAGUACUUUCUUGUGUAUAAGUUCUAUUAGAAGACAAGCAUAUUUUUGA
Messenger RNA from Lactuca saligna, 927 nucleotides. The record is from the annotation of a GenBank genome assembly. Lineage: Eukaryota; Viridiplantae; Streptophyta; Magnoliopsida; Asterales; Asteraceae.